This is a messenger RNA of Sorghum bicolor (sorghum), 1108 nucleotides long. Its product is annotated as BTB/POZ domain-containing protein At4g08455. Gene Ontology annotation, cellular component: cytoplasm. Bases 132 to 902 code for a protein of 256 amino acids. The record is from RefSeq and is a predicted model, not a curated record. Gene Ontology annotation, biological process: regulation of proteolysis; proteasome-mediated ubiquitin-dependent protein catabolic process. NCBI's taxonomy places the organism in Eukaryota, Viridiplantae, Streptophyta, Magnoliopsida, Poales, Poaceae. Gene Ontology annotation, molecular function: ubiquitin protein ligase binding. The transcript is spliced from 2 exons.
CUCACUCCCAGUCCCAGCCGUCGCCGCCAGCCCGCCACACCACCACCCAUCCGCGACGCCACCGCCGCUCCGAAAAGGGGGCCCUCGUAGCGCGGCGGCGAGGCCGGCCGGCGUUUGGAGGAGCUCCGAAGAUGUGGUGCCACUCGUGCAAGGAAGGGUACGACGAGGAGGAUGCCGGGACCUGCAAGGAGUGCUACGACGAGGCCAGCGAGACGGAGGAGGAGCUCAAGCGCGAGAUCGAGGAGCUCCGCUCCCGCCUCCACUUCCUCCGCCUCCCGUCCCCCACCCUCGACGCCGCAUCCGCCCCCAACUGCGACCUCCUCCUCCACGCCAUCCCCUCCUGCCCCUCCUCCUCCGGCGCGGGAGGCGACGGCGAUGCUGCGCGCACCCCCGACACACCCGCCGUCCCCGCCCACCGCGUCAUCCUCGCCAGCAGAUCUCCUGUUUUCAGAGCGAUGCUCGAGAAUGAGAUGGAAGAGAGUAGGAGUGGCGUCAUCAAAAUCUAUGAUGUGUCUUAUGAUGUCCUUCGUGCUUUUGUCAAUUACAUGUACACUGCAGAAGCUCUUCUAGAUGAACAAAUGGCAUCUGAUCUCUUGGUGUUGGCUGAGAAGUAUGAAGUGAAGCACCUGAAGGCAUACUGUGAGAGGUUCAUAAUAUCCAAAGUGAAUAACGAGAAUGCUAUUACCCACUAUGCCUUCGCACACCGUCACAGUGCAAAGCAGCUGCUGGAGGCCUCGCUUUCUGUGCUCAUGGGCAGCAUGUCUACGCUAGCGGAUCGCGAGGAAUACAAGGAGCUUGUUGAGAAGGACCCAAGGCUUGUUGUGGAGAUCUAUGAAGCAUAUCUCAACCGGCAAGUCAACACUGCUGCUGGGAAGGACACAGAUUGUAGCAGCCGGAAGUGAUAAUUAUGAACAUAACUUGUGCAGUAGUAGUAUUCUAACUAUGUGUUUGUGCAUUCAUCAUAUUCUCAUGCUGUUUAGAUGCAAACUGUUUUUUUUUGGAUGGUAAUCAAUUAGAUGAUGUUGCUUGAAACAGGGUUGACCAGCUGUUGAAAAUUAAACGGGAUAUAAUGGCAUCUUCAUGUCCGACCAUGUGCCCAAUUGGUUUA